GCGGGAGCUACACUUUGGGAUUUACAAACACUCAUUUAUUUUUUAAUCGGUACAUUUCAUGCUCUUUGGAACACCUUUUUUCUGGAUUUGGACUGCGCGCAGUGCCACAGAGAUGGAGUGAGCAAAGCAUCAAUUAGCAGGUUUACUGUAUCACUAUUUAUGCAACUGGGAAGGGGCAAACUGCUCCAAGGAGGUCGUCUCGAGCUGUAUGGGAUUGUUUUUGACGGGGACGCUUUGUUUCCGAUAAGGACGCAUUGGGCAUCAUGAGUUCCACUGGCUUGAUGAGCAGUGAUCGCACCUCAGGAACGAUCCGAUGCCAGCGCUGUCGGGAGGUGUGUAAAGGAGAAGUGGUCCGAGUGCAAGAGACGCACUUUCACGUCAAGUGCUUCACAUGCACCGUGUGUAACUGCGACCUGGCGCGCUCUGGGUUCUUCCAGAAGAAAGGUGAAUACAUCUGCACGGCGGACUACCAGCGUCUGUACGGGACACGCUGUGACCGCUGUGACUCCUUCAUCACCGGAGAGGUCGUGUCUGCUCUGGGACGGACCUACCACCCCAAGUGCUUCGUCUGUAGUGUGUGCAGUAAGCCCUUUCCCAUUGGAGACAGAGUGACGUUCAGUGGGAAGGACUGUGUGUGCCAGCAGUGCUCCGUCAGACUCGUCAAACCAAACGAACCCAUCAAGAUCCAUGGGCCCAGUCAGUGCGCUGGAUGUGGAGGAGAGAUCAAGCAGGGCCAGUCUCUCCUCGCUCUGGAGAAACAGUGGCACGUCAGCUGCUUCCGCUGUCGGACCUGCAGCAUGGUGCUCACCGGGGAGUACAUCAGCAAAGAUGGAGUGCCGUACUGUGAGGCAGACUACCACGCCCAGUAUGGGGUGAAAUGUGAGACCUGCAGCAGAUACAUCAGUGGGAGAGUCCUGGAGGCCGGGGGGAAGCACUACCACCCCACAUGUGCCCGCUGUGCCCGCUGCAAGACCAUGUUCAAAGAGGGAGAGGAGAUGUACUUGACAGGCUCGGAGGUGUGGCACCCAUUAUGCAAGCAGGCGGCCAGGGCAGAGAAAAGACUCAGGCACAGGCGUCUGUCGGAAGCUUCUAUCUCUCCUCCCGGCUCCUCCAUCGGCUCUCCCAGUAGAGUUAUAUGUGCCAGAGUGGAGAAUGACUUCCUAGCUUAUAAGGACCUAGCUGCCCUCCCCAGGGUCAAGGCCAUUUACGAGGUGCAGCCGCCUGACCUCAUAUGCUCCUCCUCUUACCAGCCCUACCACAGAUACGCCUCCGAUGAGAGGCUAGACACUUACAGCUAUGGGGAGUCUCUCGGGACGCUCUCUCCAUAUUCUCAGGACUAUGACAGUUUAGACAAGCAGAGGUGCCCCAGUCCAGGUUACAUAGAUUCUCCAACAUUCAGUCGCCAGGGCAUGUCUCCCAUCAUGCCUCGCUCUCCGCAGCACUAUGGCUACACUGGCUCCGAGAGUGGCAGGAGCUCGCCCUAUUACGGCCAAGAUGGGCGGUCCAGCACACCCACCACAAACCAGCCCCCCAAACAUUUUCAUGUACCAGCCACAGGGGACCCCAACAUCUACAGGAAGCCCCCCAUCUAUAAGCGAACGGAUAAUUACGUGGAUGCAGCGACCAAGAGCAGGACCAGUGAGGACAUUCUGAGGUCGUCUAGACUUUCCACCUACUCCCCUGAGUCAUACAGCCAAUCAGAGUCCGACUAUUACCCCUACACCAGCUCUCCUAAAGCCCCGAGAAGGCGCUACUCAACAGGAGGAGAUGAAGAGGGCUGGAGCCACGGUCUUCAAAGAAUCGGGAGUGGUAUCGGGAGGAUGAUCCUAAAGGAGGAGAUGAAGGCUAGAUCUGGUUCCUAUGACAACGACCCCUGGGGCAGUAGGAGGAAUUCUCGGAGUGGGAGCAAAGAAACUCUCAACACGACAGGCUACGGGUCCACGGUGUACAACAACACUGUCAAUGGCUCUCCUCGGUCACAGUACAGCGGUGAAAGUGAUUUUGGGUGCAAAACAUCCUCACUUCCAGGAUAUGGACGAAAUGGUCUCCAGAGGCCUCAGAGCGCUGAUUGCUACCAGUAUCAGUACGACAGCUCUAGUGAAGUCACCUGGGGAAACAAAGCUGAAUACACGGUUUAUCCAUAUGAAAUGCUCAUUGUCACCACAAGAGGGCGCAACAGGCUGCCAAAGGACGUGGACAGAGCCAGACUAGAGCGUCAUUUGUCUCCAGAAGAAUUUGUCCAAGUGUUCGGUAUGACCAUAGAAGAGUUUGACCGCCUGGCUUUAUGGAAACGCAAUGAACUGAAGAAGCAGGCUAGACUCUUUUAAUAACAGCCUGACACAUUAUAAUUACUAACAGAGACUUGAUACUUAACUAUAUGAAGGAUAUACAAACUAUUAUGACUUCCCCUGAUUUUCACUGCCAAGGCUGAGAGACUGUUCAAGACCUCCUCCCAAACCAAAACUGUGCUCACUCCAGCGUGGACUUCUGGGAAAAGAGGAGGAUGACCACACAGAGACAAAGAUAGAUGAACUGUGAAGAGUAAGCAAUAUAAGGCUGGGGCACUGCAGUGGUGUAUGUAACCUGGAGGAGGGCAGGUUUACGCCCCAUUAUAUAAAGUACCAAGGGGGAUCCUGUGAUGAGAGGUGAAGCGGAUAUUUAGUAGAUGAGAUUUCUGGCUUUGCCUUAUUGCGUUUCUUAUUUCAGUAACAAUUUAUAAUAACUACACCUGAUUAGCCCUUAAAAUAGUUUAGUGAGAAUGAUUCAGGCUUAGUAACUACUUAAUUAAUACCCAACCACAGCCCCUUAAAGCCACAGUAUGUAACUUUUCACCCCCAAAAAAUACAUCAAAAUAAAGCGUUUUUAUUUGUUUGUGUUUAUUGCAUGGAAAAGCAUACAAAAACAUCCAUCCUUACUCUGAUCAGGCUUCGCAUCUCCACAAACCUGACUCAUGAGGGCUUCUGCUUGUUUUGGCUAUAAUAUUCCAACAGUAUGACAUAAAGUCUAUCUUCAUGGAGAUUGUACGUACCAUGCAGAUGAUGUCUCACCUCCAGGAAGUUACGUACCGCACCUUUAAUUAAGCAGUUACUAAGUCAUUCUUAAGAAACUGUGAAUUAAGUCUGUUUAUGUUUUAUCAAGGCUAUUUGAGGUGUAGUUAUUGUAUUAUUUCCAAGUGUGCAGCACCAGCACUCUGAGUGAGUAGAAUGUAGAUGCAGAUGAUUGAGGACACUUUAAUGGAGUGAAUGGUCUAAUGUGAGUGUGAGCGUGGCCAGGCUUAGCUCUAUUCAGAUUUCAGGUUUCUUUGUUUAAAAUAAAAUGCUUUUGGUUUAAAGUGGUAACAGAACACAACUACCAAAAUGAUGGAGAAUCAGUACAAGCACUGUGUAAAGUGUAAAUAAGCAUUUAUUUUUGAUUAUUGUUAUUAUUUUUGUUAAUAAAACAUAAAAUAUUAUACAAUUUAAGAUGUUUACCCUUUCACACAAUAACUGACUGAUAAUACUAAGUAAUUAAACUAUUAUAAGGUACAAAACAUACUUGGUUGUUUUAAGCAUUACAUUAUGUUAUCAUUUUUCACUAGUAUUACUUUUAUGAUAAUAAAAUAAUACCUUUUGGACCAAAUGAACAGCGAAAGUCAGUGAAAUAGAAAGAGCUGGAAUGCAAGAGGUAUUUGCAUUUUACACAGUUGCUGUACUUAUUGGGUGUGUUAAAGGUGUGUGUGGUUUGCAUUGAUUUGUAUGAGAAUGAAAACCAAAGUGAGGAGGCACUGAUGGAUGAGAGUGAAUCACUUCCAAUGCAAUGUCAAAGGUGAUGGUUACAUUAGUUAGACUGCAGUACACUGUGGAGUAUGUGCAAUGAUCCAUAAGUCGAACAUACCAGUCAGUUCAGGCACUUAAUGCAAUAUCAGAUUCAUGUUUUAGAGGAGUUGAAACUGAAGUCACCACUUUCUCACUGUUAAAAUAUUUGUUUUGAAAUAAUAUUUUGUAGCUAAAGAGGUUAUUUUCACUUGCUAUCAAGUCCUAGUAUGGAGAUGUACAACAAAUGAUCCA
Molecule: messenger RNA, 4046 nt
Organism: Boleophthalmus pectinirostris (great blue-spotted mudskipper)
Lineage: Eukaryota; Metazoa; Chordata; Actinopteri; Gobiiformes; Gobiidae
Gene: ablim3
Product: actin binding LIM protein family, member 3
Exons: 23
Coding region: 264-2327 (687 amino acids)
Biological process (GO): lamellipodium assembly; cytoskeleton organization; cilium assembly
Cellular component (GO): actin cytoskeleton; stress fiber
Molecular function (GO): actin filament binding
Source: RefSeq, a predicted model, not a curated record